UGGAGGAGGAGGAGGCGCGUCCAGGCCCUCUGCUGGAGGAGGAGGCGCGUCCAAGCCCUCUCCUGGAGGAGGAGGAGGGGCGCCCAAGCCCUCUGCUGGAGGAGGAGGAGGCGCGUCCAGGCCCUCGGCUGGAGGAGGAGGAGGGGGGCGUCCAGGCCCUCGGCUGGAGGAGGAGGAGGAGGCGCGUCCAGGCCCUCUGCUGGAGGAGGAGGAGGAGGCGCGUCCAGGCCCUCGGCUGGAGGAGGAGGAGGAGGCGCGUCCAGGCCCUCUGCUGGAGGAGGAGGAGCGUCCAGGCCCUCGGCUGGAGGAGGAGGAGGCGCGUCCAGGCCCUCUGCUGGAGGAGGAGGCGCGUCCAGGCCCUCUGCUGGAGGAGGAGGCGCGUCCAGGCCCUCGGCUGGAGGAGGAGGCGCGUCCAGGCCCUCGGCUGGAGGAGGAGGAGGCGCGUCCAGGCCCUCGGCUGGAGGAGGAGGAGGCGCGUCCAGGCCCUCGGCUGGAGGAGGAGGAGGCGCGUCCAGGCCCUCGGCUGGAGGAGGAGGAGGCGCGUCCAGGCCCUCGGCUGGAGGAGGAGGAGGCGCGUCCAGACCCUCUAAAGGAGCCUAAAGUGUCUCCAUCAGGUGUUGAACUGGCGCAGGAGAUUCAGGUGACCGUUACCCUGACGGAGGGCCGGGAGUCUCCACAGAGGUCUGGAACUCUAGCGGACGUGUCACUGCUCGCCUCCCAGAGUCCCGCCUCACCCGUGGACGAUUUCCAACAGGAACUGGAAAUAUCAGACUCUUUACAAACAGAUAAAGGUGUGGCGCCCGAGGAGGCUUUGCCCUGCGAUGUAGAGGGGGAGGAGACCAAAUCCGAGGACUCAAAAACUACUUUAGCUACGCCCACCAAAGAAAUAUCUCAUGAGCUUUUGGAGGAGACUACUGAAGAGGCUCCUGUGGAGGAGGAGGAGCCUAUGGAAGUAGCACCUGUAGAAACAAAGCUUUUGGAAUUGGCUGCAAUGGAGACUACUGUUGAGCAGAAUGUUAUGGAACCCAUGCAGGAGGUGCAGGAUGCAGUUGCAGAAAAGGAGGUUGAGGAGAAGUUGCAGGGGUUGGAGGAUGAGGAGUUGCCUCCAAUUGUUUUGGACGAGGGGGAAGUGUUGCUUCCAAAUGUAUUGCCCAUUGCAGAAGACACAAUCAGAGAAAAUGAGCUUAGUCCCAUGGCUGAACUUCCUGAAAUGGAGAGCCCCGUAGACAUGGAUACUACAGAAGAAAUGUAUAUCAUGCCCGCCAGCAACCGCAGCCUCUCGGACUUCAGCUCACCGAGUAGAGAGGACAAAGCCCCAAAGGCUUCCCCUGAAAUGUCCCCUGAGCUCUCGCUCAUGCCAGUCCAGCCCCUCUUCCCUACAGAGUCCUUCCCCAGGGAGGCCAGCCCUCCUUGGGUUCAGGUCCAAAUCCAGGCCCAGGCUGCUCCACCACAGACACAACCUCAUUCUGGAUAUAGUGCUUGUGUGCCUCCCACCACCACAACCUUUUUCACCCUAACUCCCAAGAUUGGCAUGGGGAAGCCUGCCAUCUCCAAGAGGAAGUUCUCCCCUGGGAGACCAAGGGUGAAGCAGGGUCGUGGUUCGGGCUUCCCUGGAAGGCGGAGGCCCCGCGGGGCCAACCUAUCUGGGCGCGGGGGUCGCGGACGCUCUCGAGGACUCAAAGCCGACACCUCCCUCGCCAUGACCCCUGGGGCCAGCAUUGUGGAGCAGCCGUACAUGGUGAAAGAAGAGGAGGAGAAUGCCAUGCACAACACUGUGGUCAUGUUCUCAACCUCAGACCACUUCACUCUCAGACAGGACAUGUGUGUGGUGUGUGGAAGUUUUGGCCAGGGGUCAGAGGGCAGGCUGCUGGCCUGCUCCCAGUGUGGCCAGUGUUACCACCCCUUCUGUGUCAACAUCAAGAUCACCCGGGUGGUGCUGAGUAAAGGCUGGCGCUGUCUGGAGUGCACGGUGUGCGAGGCGUGCGGCCAGGCCAGCGACCCAGGCCGCCUGCUGCUGUGUGACAACUGUGACAUCAGCUACCACACAUACUGCCUGGACCCACCCCUGCAGACGGUGCCGAAGGGCAGCUGGAAGUGCAAGUGGUGUGUCUCCUGUACCCAGUGCGGUGCCACCUCCCCCGGCAUGAGGUGUGACUGGCAGAACAACUACACCCAGUGCGGCCCCUGUGCCAGCCUGGCAUCAUGCCCAAUGUGCAUGCGCAGCUACCGUGAGGACGAGCUCAUCGUGCAGUGCCGCCAGUGUGACAGGUGGAUCCAUGCCUGCUGCCAGGGCCUGGUCACAGAUGAGGAGGUGGAGAAUGCAGCGGAUGAUGGCUUUGACUGCACCAUGUGUCGAACGCACGCUCUGCCUUCACAGGGCAAAGUGGAGGCCUUCCUAUCUGACGGCUGCGAGGCCCCGAUGGUGGCCCAGAUUGUGUCUAAAACGAGAGAGCCAGAAUUCCAGAAGACAUACACCCAGGAUGGGGUGUGUCUGACCGAGUCUGGCCUGUGCCAGCUGGAGAGCCUGGCAGUGCCCUCCUCAUCCCGCCGAGGGCAGAACAGGCGGCCCAAACCCAAGCUCAAGCUGAAGAUCAUCAACCAGAACAGCGUGGCUGUGCUCCAGACCCCACCGUACCCCCACUACUCAGAGCUGUCCCAGGACGGGGACGGGUACAUGGACGACCUUGGAGAAGGGGAUCUCCUGAUGGACUGUGACUUGAAGUCGGACUCCAGUCCGGAACGGGAGCCUGUCGACGACGACGCAAAGGGGGCCGACGGCAACAAGAAAAGGAAGAGGAAACCUUACCGGCCCGGUAUUGGAGGGUUUAUGGUCCGCCAGAGAAGCCGGACGGGACAAGGGAAAGCCAAGCGAUCCCUAUCCAGGAAAUACUCAACAGGAUUGUUACCUGAGAACCCAAUGUGCAAAGAAGAAGGGUGGAACAAGACGGAGAGUACUCAAGCGGAGGAGACCCCAUCUGUGUCUGAAUGUCUGGAAAAGGUCAAGAAAAGAUACCGCAAAAAGAGAACCAAACUGGAAGAGGAGUUCCCUUCGUACCUGCAGGAGGCUUUCUUUGGAAAGGAGCUGCUGGACAAGAGCAAGCAGAGCAGGCAGGCAGGCCUGGUGACCACAGGGCUCUGUGAGGAGAUCUCAGGGGCCCAUGCAGAGACCAAACCCCGCAGCGUCAACGCCAGCUUUCUGGACCCCUCUUCAGACCCGCUGCUCAGCACUACCUUGACCACCAUACCCAUCUCCAGCAAAGGAGGAGGACUGCCCAAUUCAGAGGAUCCCUUAGUGGACCUUCCGGAAGUCCUGAGCACGGAUGCAGAUCUCCUGGGAAUUCUGUCGGAUGAUCUGGUGGAGCAGGGGAAUGACUCAGGUCUUGAUUUAUGCCCUUUCCAGGUCGACAGCCCUCCUCCUUUUGCUGGUCUGGACAUGGCCCCCAUCUCUGAUGAUCCCAUUGGGUCCUGUCAAGGCUCUGCAGGCCGGGGGCCCAGGGCUCUACAGGAGGAGCCUCUGGAUGUCAUCCUGAGCCCAGAACUGGACAAGAUGGUCGCAGAUGGUGCAAUUCUCAGUAAACUCUACAAAAUCCCAGAGCUGGAGGGGAAGGAUGUGGAAGACCUCUUCACAGCGGUCCUUAGUCCCAGCACCAGCCAGCCUCCACAGCUGUCUCACCCUGGGGCCAGUGGACCUGGAGCCAUGGCCCUUCCAAACCCAGGCGACGGUGGGAUGUUCCCCCGGAUGCCAAUGAUAAACGGCAUGAUGGGGCCCAACCCUCAUUUUCCUCCAACUCCCAUGAUGCCCGGCGGCACAGGCCCCUAUGGCCCCGGCAACUUCUCGCCCAUCCACAGAAUGCCUUUCCAAGAGAAUAUGAGGGACAAGAAGUUUAGCCAGAUGGGGGGUGACGUAGUGGUUCCAUGGAGCGCGCCCGUCCCCGGCCCCCUUUCAGAGGUAGAGACAGACACCAUGUCCAACGCACAGAGGAGCACGCUCAAGUGGGAGAAGGAGGAGACACUGGGCGAGAUGGCCACUGUGGCCCCAGUCCUUUACACCAACGUCAACUUUCCCAACCUCCUAGGGGAGUUCCCAGACUGGGCUAUGAGAGUGAAACAAAUCGCAAAAUUAUGGAGGAAAGCCAGUUCCCAGGACAGGGCCCCAUAUGUGCAAAAGGCACGUGAUAACCGGGCAGCGCUGCGCAUUAACAAAGUUCAGAUGUCCAACGAUACACUGAAGAGACACCAGAAUCCUCACCAGCAGCCGUUGACUGACCCCUUUGACCCCAAUAGUGUCCCAAUGGACGCUGAGCUGCUCUUCAAAGAUACUCUCAAGCCCAAGGAGUCUGAGCACGAGCAGGAGUGGAAGUUCAGACAGGGAGAGUUAAAUCAGAUGUGGGGACCGCUUAAGACGCAGCAGGAAAAGGUCCCAAAAAGCAAAGCCAUAAAAUCAACAAAUAAAGACGUCCUUUUUGGACAUUCCAACCAGGCAACUAUAGCUGCAGGAGGUGGAAAAAUGUCUCUGCAAAUGAGACAAAAGAGCAAGCAGCAGGCGAAGAUCGAAGCUACUCAAAAGCUGGAGCAGGUUAAAAAUGAGCAGCAACAACUCCAGCAGCAGCAACAACAACAGCUGUUUAGCAGUCAGUCAUGUGGAGAUACAACACCUAAUAGUGGGAACCAGAGCCCCAUGACACCUCAGCCCAGCAAUGGUAGAAAGUCUGGAAACUCAUCCCCUCUGCAGCCAAUAGUGUCUAAGGAUGGCUUCGCAAGACCCCAACUUCCAGUCACGCCCACCUCCGGGUCACAGGAUGACGUGUUCCUCAGACCACAGCUCCUACCUCCGUCGUCGAGGACACCCACCCAGGAGACCUCGUACCCGCAGCAGGGACCAUCCUCCGAGCCCCAGUCACCACAGAUGUACUCCCCGAGUUCCUCCUCAGGCUCCCGGCCAUCCUCACCUUGGGACCCCUAUGCCAAAAUUGUGGGCACCCCGAGACCGCCCCCUGGGGAUGGCGGAUCCACCACGCCCCAGCAGAACUCUCUGUCAGAGAUGCAGGAAAGGGGAGGGAGGCGUUCCCCAGCACACGAGUCCUUUGGCUCGCCCACGUCUGGUAAUGCUGACCCUUAUGCUAAGAUGCCAGAUACCCCCAGGCCACCUGACUCGUUAGUGAAACCCAUGGGACCCGCCAGGGUGGGCCCUUCAGGACUUGUUGAGCAGCAGCAAAAGCAGCAGGUCAGGCACAUGAUGAGCCCUCCCUCUGGAGGAGAGGCUUUUGCCAGGAUAGGGGGCCACCGAGCUGAGGUCUACCAGCGCAUGUCUCACAACCGCAUGAUCCUCUCGGACCCCUACUCCAGGCCCUUGCUCACUCCCAUCCCCGGCAGCAAUGAGUCGGGCUCUGUGCCGGUGUUCAAAGCCCCCAUGCCUCCCCAGCAGUCCCAGCAAGAGCCCUACGGUGGCCCUAUGCCUGGGGUACUUAGACGAGGGCCAUCUAAUGGCUUUCCCCAAGGACCACAGGCCGACCCCUAUGCCCAGCAGCCCCUCACCACCCGAUCGCCCAUGGGGGAAGGGUUCCCCAACGAGCCCAGGAUGAUGCGCCAAUCCCAGGAGGGCCAUUUCUCUCAACCCAUGCCAAUGAUGAGACACCCUCACAGAAACUCAUACGCCCAAGCACCAUCCACCCCGAGACCAGAUUAUUCCCAGCAGAUGCCUGACCCUUACGCCCAACCGCCAGGCACCCCCAGACCUCACUCUGAUGGCCAUGCCCAACCUCCCGGCACCCCAAGGCCACACUCAGAUCCUUCAUACCUGCAGAAACCACCUAGCCUUCAUCUAGACCAGUUUCCCCAGCAGCACCCAGCCAAUCGCAGACAGUCUCCAUCUCACUCCACUGAUCCUUAUGCCUCCAUGCCAGGUACCCCCAGACCAGCCCAAGGGGAUAGAUUUCCCAAAUCCCCUGCUAGUCAAAGGAACAUGGACCCCUAUGCCCAACAACCUGGUACCCAUCGGACCUCCAAUGCCAUUCUAUACGCACAGCCCCCUGGAACCCCAAGACCACUCCUCACCGACCCUUACUCCCAAGCUUCAGGGACGCCCCGACCAGGAGCUGGUCCUGACGCCUUCAAUCGACUAGGCUCCAGACCGAUACCCAUGUCCCAACUCCCAGCUGACCCCUUCUCCCACCAGUCUCCGGGCAGGAUGCAGGACACGUUUGCCCAUCCAAGUGCCCGAGACUUUCAGAAAUCGAAGCACCCGGAAAUGUCAGACGAAAGUUUCUCUCUGCCACAGUCGAAUCAUCACGGUGGUCAAACACCGAUUCACGACCCCUUUGAACAGGGUCCAAUGAAACCUUGUGCUCAAGCUUCAGAAAGGCCAGCCCAUGAUAUCCCCCAGUUGAGCAGCAACACUGUUGCUGCUCAGAACAACAUGCAGCCACACCUGGGAGACACUGAGGAGAAGCUCAGACAGCGCCAGAGACUGCGGCAGCUAAUCCUGAGGCAGCAGCAACAGAAGACGGCCAUCCGACAAGAGAAGGGACUUCUACAGGAAGCUGGUGGAGCUACGGGUGCGGUGACCCGUCACUGGUCACAAGAAGAUCCCACCCCUCACAUGUUUGGCAGACCACCACCCCCUUACCCAGGACCCAUGAGGGGCGGCCCCCAAGUUCCCGGGAGUCAAAGGUUCCCUGGUACCUUCCUUGGGGACCAGCGAGGACCCUUCCCCAACGAGGGACAGUUUGCCAUACCCAACUUCCCCAGGGACAUGGACAACAUGGGCUUGAGGCCCCAAGGAAUGAGGUUUGGAUUUCCCUCCGGCCAGGAGCAACAUUUCCUCAGACCCCCUCAGCAGAUGCCCGGCGGGCCCAUGAUCGAUAACAUUCCUCCCCAGAUGAGAAGGUCCCUCUCGGUGGACUUUUCCAGGAGGGACAACCCCCUGAUGGGACUCCCCCAGGACUUCCCUCCACGGGGCCUUACCGUCCAGCAGCACAAUAUCAUGGGUCAGCCGUUCAUUGAGCUCCGCCACCGGGCCCCUGAGAACCGGAUCAAGAACCCCUUUGGGCAUGGACCUCCCGACGUCAUGGACUCCUCCAACCAAACCCAGAGACCACCCCAGUGCUUCAUGGGAGGCCAGGAGAUUGGCUUCGCCAGGAACCAGGGUCCAAGAACGAUGGCUCCCAUGAUGGGCAGACCUUCCCAGGGAUCAGUUGGCCAAAUGCAGAUGUUGGAUAGUAUGGAGAACCUGCACCAGCAGCAGACUGAAGUGCAGGUGACCACUGAACAACAACAGCAUCCUCCACUGAAUAGGUCCCUCAGCCACCCUGUCACUAGUGAGUUACUCAAUGCAGAGCCAUCUGGUGUGCUCUUGCCUGGGUCUAGCACCGGUCAAACGGAGGAGACUCAGAUACCCAGUGGAGACGGAAUCGACGAAAACCUGGACGCUGACGACUCUGCAGUGAAGGACCUCGAAGACGUGGAGGUCGUUGACCUGAACCUGAACCUCGACCCGGAUGAUGGCAAAGACCUGGACCUGGGACCCAAUGACCUGCACCUCGACGACUUCCUCAUGUCUGGGAAGUUUGACCUCAUCGCCUACACGGAUCCUGAGCUCAACCUAGAAGACAAGAAAGACAUGUUCAGUGAAGAUCUCGACCUGGGUGACCCCAUGGAGGAACACCAACAGGGAGAGACCUCGGACCUCCAGAAAGCCCUGUCGGAGAAGAGGAACGCCAGCGGAGACUGCGCAGCCACUUCGUCCCAGUCCGUAGAGAAAUCCGUCAAAUCAGACGGCCAAAUCAGACGGGAGGCCAACAAAUCGAAAGAGACUUUGGACAUAGUCAAAAUAGAGGAAACAAUCAAAACGGAGGUCAAAGAUGGACACAUGCAAAACCAGGACCAGCCACACUGCAGUGGCCGGAUGAAUGACAACAGAACCAUGACUAACCAAGAGGGUGCAGGGCUGUAUGAGCAGCUUGGACAUACAGUCUCGGCUCCGGUCCUCUCCAACCUUCUGGUCAAAGAGAAACUGGAAAACACUGGGUUAGUCCCAACCGGCUCUCCUCAUCAAGGGAACAUAGUUGCCCAGCCAAACCAGGCCACUGGGCUACACCCAAACACAGGCAUGCAACAUGCCCAAGACAACAACAGGCUCAAUCCCAGUGUGGCUAUGGGACAUCGGGUGAACCCUGCGUUGGUUCAGAGCAGGCUUUCAAUGGGAAACCCAAACCACAUCCUAGGGGGGAACCACAGUUUCGGGGCCUCAGUAAACCAGCAGGUGGAGCUAAACCUAGCCAUGGUGGGAGCCAGUCAGCAGCCCACUGCCCAUGGCCUGAACCCCCAGGGCCAGCAAGGCUCCUCGCUGGGGCAGGCGGGCCCACAAAACAGGCCUCUGCUGCUGGACGAGCAGCCCCUCCUACUGCAGGACCUGCUGGACCAGGAGAGGCAAGAGCAGCAGCAGCAGAGGCAGAUGCAGGCAAUGAUCCGACAGCGCUCCAGCGACUCCUUCCCCAACAUAGCAGAUUUUGAUGCCGUUACAGACCCGAUCAUGAAGGCUAAGAUGGUAGCCCUGAAGGGAAUCAAUAAAGUCAUGGCUCAGAACAGCAUGGGAAUGCCCUCAAUAGUCAUUAACAGCAAUGAUCCUCUCAGAAUUCGGCAUACGCCAGGAGCCCAUGGACCAGAUGCUGCUGACACUCUGCCUCCACAUGUGUUUGGACAGGACGGGAAGUUGGCUCCACAGAUGGCGAGACCGAACCCCCCAAAUUUUGGACCUGGAUUUGUCAACGAUGGCAAGAGGAAGCAGUACGAGGAGUGGCUCAAGGAGACCCAACAGCUCCUGCAGAUGCAGCAGAAGUUUCUGGAAGACCAGAUUGGGGCCCACAGGAAAUCCAAGAAGGCCCUGUCAGCCAAACAGCGGACGGCCAAGAAGGCUGGCCGUGAGUUCCCUAAGGAGGACAUCGAGCAGCUGAAGCAUGUCACAGAGCAGCAGAAUGUGGUGCAGAAACAGUUGGAGCAGAUUCGGAAACAGCAGAAAGACCAUGCAGAGCUGAUAGAGGAGUACCGUGUCAAGCAGCAACAGCUAAGUCUACAGGCUCCUAUGAUGCCAGGGAUGCCAGCUCAUGCUGCCCCUAUAAUGCCCAGGGGGCCCCCUUUGGGCCAGCCCAUGAUGGAGCCCAUGAUGACAAUGCAGCCCCACCCCAGCCAGCCUAACCUUGCCCGCAUGCCCAACGUGCCAGGCUGGCACCCUGGGGGAGCCCCAGGACCGAUGGGAGGACCGGGUCCAAGAAUUCCAGCUCAGAUGCCCCCCGCUAGCCCUGCCCAGUUGCACCAGCCCCAGUUACCACCCCAGACCCAACUUCCGCCUCAGCCUCAAUCAGCCUCAAUGGUGCCCGGAGUAAAAGCCACACCUGCAGGCAAAGGAGCAGGUAACGGUGGUGGUGGCAGCAAUAGCCUUGCUGUGAAAUUUGAUGAUAACAAUCCAUUCAGCGAGGGCUUCCAGGAGCGCGAGAGGCGGGACCGCAUGAGGGAGCAGCAGGAGAGACAGCGGGUUCAGCUGAUGCAGGAGGUAGACAGGCACCGGGCCAUGCAGCAGCGGCUGGAGAUGGAGCAGCAAGGCCUGGGCAUGGGUCCCGCUGGGCUCCCACACGGCCCCGGAGCUACUAACCCCAGUGGGGAUAGCCUGGCCCACAUGCCAUUCUACAAUACUGAUCUGCCCCAAGACUUCAUGCAGCCCUCUAGACCUCAACAACAAGCACCACCACAGCAGGGGCAGAUAUGGCCCAUGUUCCCCCAGCAGGGCAACGGGGGCUUCAUGCUGGGGGACGAGCGCAGGCCCAUGCCCAAGACUGGGGCUUUUGGUGGUCCCGAGAUGGGUCCCAAUUUCUGUCCCAAAAACCCCAUGCUGCAGGGGCUCAACUUCCCCUCGGGACUGCCACGUCCCGCCAGAUUCAGAGUCCCUGGGAUGAUGCCCCAGGGUGGGGGCCGAGGCGAGGGACAGGGACUUCCGUUCGGAAUGGACUCAUCCACCCCCCUGCCUCCAAACUACCCCGGCUCAGGCCAGUCCUUGAUCCAGCUCUACUCCAACAUCAUCCCAGAGGAGAAGGUCAAGAAGAAGAGGAACAGGAAGAAGAAGAGAGACUUGGUCGACGACACAGACUCUGUCAAGACCCCGUCCACUCCCCACUCAGACCGCUGCUCCCCGCUGACGCCCUCCCGCGGGUCUGACACCUCAUCCACCCGGAGCCUCAGCAUUCCCUGUGAGCAGGAUCUGUCCGAUCUUUUCCUCCCAGUGGGGUCCUCUGGUUUGGCCCCCUCCACAGAACUGCAGAGGGAGCUCUCAGGCAGCAGCUUAGCCCAGGGUGGCUGCUCCAGCAUGGGCUCUGAGAAUGACCGGGCUCCCCUGUUUGACGAAACCCUCCAAAUCAAGUUGGAGAGCAUAGAGACUGAGUGCAGAAGGGACGAGGCGGCCAACGAGGGGUCGGCCUUGCAGCACGUUCCCCGAGCUGGCGGGACAGUAAAGGUGGAGGAGGGAAGCGAGGGGGGGUUUUCUUCGCCACUCCACGGUGCCAAAGGUGGCGACACAGGGAACGAGCUGCUUAAGCACCUGCUGAAGAACAAGAGCACGCCCCCACCCUGCGCCAAUGCCUACCAGACCCUUCCCACACAGCAGAUAUCCUGUGACAAACUGCGCUCAGAGCAGGAGGACUCAUCAGACCGCAAAGCCACUGCCAGGCCGGCCUUCACCACCAACAACAUGACUCCCCGGCGCAGUCAGCUGACAGGAAGCACCGAGCUCCUAGAACCCUCGGUGCCGGAGCAGGGCAAGAGGAAGCAGCAACGCAACAAACUGAUGCAUAAAAACGGCAUGGAGAAACCACCAUCGCGCUACAAGAGGAGGAAGAAGGAGGAAGAGGAGAAGCCGAUUGGUUAUUCCAGUACUGACACUCUGAUGACCCAGCUCAAACAGCAGCUUUCCCUGCUGCCCCUGAUAGAGCCUCUGAUGGUGGUCAACUUUGCUCACUUUCCCCCCUUCGGCAGCGGGCAGCUGAACGGGGAGAACAGCCUGUCAGGAUCCUUCGGCAGCGGGCAGCUGAACGGGGAGAACAGCCUGUCAGGAUCCUUCGGCAGCGGGCAGCUGAACGGGGAGAACAGCCUGUCAGGAUCCUUCGGCAGCGGGCAGCUGAACGGGGAGAACAGCCUGUCGGGAUCCUUCGGCAGCGGGCAGCUGGGCGGCGUGUCAGACUACUACUCCCAGCUCAUCUACAAGCGGAACAACUUGAGCAACCCGCCCACCCCUCCAGCAUCACUCCCUUCCACGCCGCCCCCUGUAGCGAGGCAGAAGAUGGUCAACGGGUUUGCCACGGCCGAGGAUCUUACCAAGAAAGCUGCCAUCUUGGGUGGCCACGAUGGCCUGAAAGCCAAGCAGCUACCUACAGCGUUCCGAACAGAAAAAGACCUGCUGGCCCAUGCCAUCACCCAGGGGCCCAAGACGGUGGACGUCCCCGCUUCACUCCCCACACCACCCCACAACAACCAGGAGGAACUCAGGAGCCAGGACCACUGUGCGGACAGGGAUACCCCUGAUAGCUUCGUCCCCUCCUCGUCCCCCGAGAGUGUGGUCGGCGUGGAGAUCAGCCGCUACCCCGACUUGUCAAAUGUCAAGGAGGAGCCCCCCUCCCCUUGCUCCUCCCCUGUAAUUCCCAUGCUGCCUAGCGCCAGCGGGAAAGGGACUGAGAUUAAGCGAGAGGUCAAGACUGAACCCUCAAGCUCCUUUUUCGGCUCCCAGUUCAGACCGGCUCCCUCCUGCUCCAAAGCUGGCCUGGUAUCCAUAGCUAUCACCUUGAAUCCGGUCGCAGCGGAGAACAUCCCUGGCAUGGUGGCUGCGGUAGCCGACCUGCUGUGUGUGAACAUACCCGUUAGCUACGAGGUGAGCCGCGGCCCUGAGCGUAGCUCCCUGGCCCUGCUGGCUGGAGUCAAGGUGCCUCAGACCCAGGGUGUGGACCCCCACCACGCGGCCAUGUUCCCCCAGCAGCCCCCCGCAAUGAGGUUCCUGAGACCCCCCGGACUGCCCACUCAUCCCGGAAUUAGCCAGCAGCCACCUACCAGCGCUGGUCCGUCUGCCAGGGGAGAUGGACCUAAACCCCAGUGGUGCUGGAACUGCAAGGUGCUGGUUCUGGGAAACGGAGUCCGCAAGUCCACCAAAGACCUACCCUGCAGCAAACGGGAGAGACCGAACCAUGCGGGGAGCAGCAUGGUCUUCUGUAGCCAUAACUGUUUCGUCCUCCACGCCACUGCCACACAAUCCAAAGCCAUGGACAGUAAGCCAAACAUGUCUCCUCUCUUGCCUGAGUCGUCAGUCAAAGAGAGCCUGUCCAAGGUGCUCCACCAGUAUAGUAACAACAUGUCCACACUGGACGUCCACUGCCUGGCCCAGCUGCAGCCCAAACAGUCGCCCCCCUCCAGUCCCCAUCCCAUCUCCUUCCCCUCUGAGAAACCCAAGCCGGACACUCUCAAGGUGACGGUCAAGUUCAAGCAAAGGCCCAGGGCGGUCCACUCAGCCAGCGGGGGAGGUGAUAUGUCGCCGCACCACCACAAGCGCUGGAAGGGCCUGCGUUGGCGCAAGUGGAGCGUACACAUUGUGGUUCCCACUAGGAGAACCCUGCUUUCCUCUCUUCCCGGUGAGGACGAGAUGGACAAGCUGCUGAGGAAGCUGGGCGCCUCUCUGCGUCCUGAUCCCCUUCCCCGCGACCUUCGACGUUGCUGCUUCUGUCACGAGGAGGGCGACGGUGUGACGGACGGGCCCGCCCGGCUCCUCAACCUGGACCUAGACUUGUGGGUGCACCUUAACUGCGCACUGUGGUCAUCGGAGGUAUAUGAGACGCAGGCAGGCGCUCUUAUCAACGUGGAGCUGGCGUUACGGCGGGGCAUGGCAGUGCGCUGCGCCUACUGCCAGCAGACUGGCGCCACCAGCCGCUGCCACCGGUUGCGCUGCGCCAAUGCCUACCACUUCACAUGCGCCCUCAAGGCCCAGUGCACCUUCUUCAAGGACAAGACCAUGCUGUGCCACCUGCACCGGCCCCGGGGCAGCGACAGGGCCGUGGCACCCGCCACUAACCACGAGCUGCGCUGCUUCGCAGUGUUCCGCCGUGUCUACGUGCAGCGUGAUGAGGCGCGGCAGAUGGCCAGCAUCAUGCAGCGUGGCGAGCACCAGCACACGUUCCGUGUGGGCAGCCUGGUGUUCCACACUGUGGGUCAGCUUCUUCCCCAGCAGAUGGCCGCCUUCCACUCGGCCAACGCCAUCUUCCCCGUGGGCUACCGGGCCAGCCGCAUCUACUGGAGCACUCGUCACGGCAACCGCCGCUGCCGCUACCUGUGCUUGGUGGAGGAGAAUGAGGGCCGGCCGGAGUUUGUGGUGCGGGUGAUGGAACAGGGCUACGAUGACCUGGUGCUCACCGGCGCCUCACCCAAAGCUGUCUGGGACAAGAUUCUGGAACCUGUGGCUGAGCGGCGUAAUGAGUCUGGAACUCUGAAACUGUUCCCUGUCUACCUGAAGGGAGAGGACCUGUUUGGAUUCACUGUCACUGCCGUCACCAGGAUCGUGGAAUCGCUCCCUGGAGUGGAGGCCUGUGAAAGUUACACUUUCCGUUUUGGACGGAACCCUCUGAUGGAUCUCCCCUUGGCCAUCAACCCAACUGGCAGUGCCCGCUCGGAACCCAAGACCUGCACGCAUGUUAAGAGGUUGGUGUUAAGAUCUCACACUUUGUCCAGCACCGGCGGCUCCUCUAAGUCCAUGCAGAUGGUUGGCAGUGUGGGUGUGGUGGAAGCAACAGAAGAGGUGACCCCCAAGCAGUUUGCAUCCGUCCCCUUCCAGUACCGACGCAUGAAGGCAGAGUGGAAGAGCAAUGUGUACCUGGCGCGCUCCCGCAUUCAGGGGUUGGGUCUGUACGCCGCCAGGGACAUUGAGUCCCACACCAUGGUGAUUGAGUACAUCGGCACCCUCAUUCGCAACGAGGUCGCCAACCGGAUGGAGAAGAUGUAUGAAUCCCAGAACCGUGGAGUCUACAUGUUCCGCCUGGACAGUGAGCAUGUCGUCGACGCCACCAUAACAGGCGGACCAGCAAGAUAUAUCAACCACUCCUGUGCCCCGAACUGCAUCACUGAGGCUGUGAGCUUGGAAAGAGGUGUUAAGAUCGUCAUCAGCUCCUGCCGUAAUAUCCAGAGAGGAGAGGAGCUGUGUUAUGACUACAAAUUUGACCUGGAGGACGACCUGCAUAAGAUCCCUUGCCACUGUGGUGCAGUUAACUGUCGGAAAUGGAUGAACUAGAAAAGAGUUGCGGCAAAAGACGGGCAAUGACACUUUAAAAUUACACACACGUGCAUUCCUUAUAGGCUUGUUGGUUGAUACGCUGUUACUUUAAAAAAUAAUAAUCGGGGGGAAAAGACUGACCGCAGAACUGUUAGAGGAAUCAAAAGGCAGAAAGACUAUUUUUAUAAAGGCAGUGAGCUGAGUCUUUCACUCAGCAAAAAAGAGUAGAGAUGGAUUUUUGUUAAUAUUAAAAAGUGUGAGAGGGGAUUGGGGCUGGGGUAGAAUUCACCAGUUGACCAGGAGAGUUUUGUGCUGGCCACCGCCUUAUUUAGUUAGAGAGGCAGGUCCUCCGGAUUAAGAAAUAUAUACAUAUAUAGUUACAGAAAUGUAGACGCCACUGAACAAGGAAUGUACAGAGAGGACUUCCUUAGGGACAAAGCUAAGGGAUUAUUAACUUGCACUAAAAACAAAAAAAUAGUUAAAUACUUGAUUCCAUGAGUCAGUUUGUUUUUGAUUUAUGUAAAAUAAGAGAUUUUUUUCGUAUUUAUUAUCAAAUGAAGUUAUUUUUUUAAAUGAGGAGAGCCACCGGCAAACUGCAGCCCAGUCUAAUCAGAACGUGUUACUAUAUACAAUGUGUAUAUAUCUGUAAAAAAGGAAAGACAAAAUUAAGUAAAUAAUCAGCCAAAUGCUACCUAAGCUUCAUGGCUGUUUGGAUGAUUCUUUAGUUGUUUUUUUUCAACAAAAAAAGUAUUUAAGAAGGAUAUCAUUGUGUAAAAGUAUUUUUGUUUUAUUUAGAAUGUAGUUGCGUUGUCUAAAAUUAUGACCACUUGAAGAAUGUUUUCGGUUUCUUUAAUUUUACAACAAUUUCUUUGCAUUGACAUGCGCAAUCUAAGAAUUGCACAGAGCACCAAUCAGAGACGGUUACAUCGGAACCCUUAGUUAAUCAGAUUUGAACGUAUAAUUAGAGAACUGAAUUUAGGUUGGAAACCACCCACACCAUCGGUUGGCUUCUUUAACUGUAUCAUACGCACAGUAGUCUGAUUUACCUCAUGCAGUUAAUUAACAGACAUGUUUAAAAAAUGUCUUUCACUUACCAUUUGCAGGAGACUCCAUUAUGCUUUUGACAAUUUGUUGUUUACAUUUCUUUUGAAGAAGAAACGUGCUGGCUCGUUGAGAAUUUUUUUUAUGAUUUACUUCGACUCAAUCACAAAAGUCAAUCUGGUACUAGCAUUUUUCUGACCAGUAUGAAAUGAAGUUGUGUGCACAAAAGUCGGUAUAAACAGUACAUGGUAUGUAUGUUUUCAAAUUGUACAUAAUUUUCCCUCGUACAAUAUUCAGACCUCUAACAGUAUGUGUCUUUUCUUUGUCCUGUAUAGUAGUAUCUAAUGUAAGAAAAAAAAAUGGAAGGCUUUUUAAAGUAUACAGAGUGUGAUGGGUUGUGGAAUCAGAUCAUUUACAAAAAAUAAAAUAUUUUACAUCUGAAAUUGGCUAUUUCCUUUAUCUCAAUUCCGUGCCACUUCUCUACUGUGGGAGGAAAUGGAGCAAACUUUAAUGUCAAU
Molecule: messenger RNA, 15846 nt
Organism: Oncorhynchus masou masou (cherry salmon)
Lineage: Eukaryota; Metazoa; Chordata; Actinopteri; Salmoniformes; Salmonidae
Product: histone-lysine N-methyltransferase 2C-like
Exons: 49
Coding region: 947-14305 (4452 amino acids)
Biological process (GO): positive regulation of transcription by RNA polymerase II
Cellular component (GO): nucleus; MLL3/4 complex
Molecular function (GO): histone binding; transcription coactivator activity; histone H3K4 methyltransferase activity
Source: RefSeq, a predicted model, not a curated record